GGAAUCACCCUGUCUCACGGGGAAAACCCUCCCGCAGUCCCUAAAGCCCACCCACCCACCGCAGCAGCAAUGGGGAUGGCAAUCGCCUUAAGGAAAUUGGACCAUACCAGGCCUGUCACUUGAGUCAAUCCCUUCCUUAAAGACAAGAAGAAAUUGAAAACACAAAUGCUUUGGGGCGUGUUUCCAGUGAGCACGGGGAGGCCGGAGCAGCAGCAUCCACGGCAACAUCUGUGACCCGGCUGCGCACGUGCUGGAUGGACCGUGUUUGUGACCGGGCACGCACGAAACACCCUGGCCUGUAUAAAUACCCCCACGCCACUGCCCCCGGCUCCGUGGUGUGUUUGCCACGGGCACUGGAGGACAAGGACGGUCUCCGACCAGAGCGAGGUCCCCAGGCCCAGCCAGCUGCUUCGUGGCAGCCACUUGCGGCCAUGGAGCUGAGGUCGCGGCGCCGCAGGAUGUCAGAAUGCCCAACAGAGCAGUGUCCCCCAGCGCUGCCGGAGGAGCAGGCAAGACCCUCCUGUGCUCCUCCCAAGCGCAAAAGGAGAUGUCCCAUCUCCAAGGAGAGAGUGUGCGGGCUGUGCCGGCAGGACAACUGUGAUGCCGACAUGGUUGGCCAGCUGUGCCAAAAGGGUGGGCUCUGCGUCCACGAGAACUGCCUGUCUUUUUGCUGGAAGCACCGGCCGGUGCAGCGGGUGCGGGCGGUGCAGCAGGACCAGACCCUCUGCCUCAUCUGCCAGGAGGGGGUGGCGGAGCGCCCCUGCUACGACACCCUGGUGUGUCCCGCCUGCGCCAGCGCCUGGUUCCACCGCGGCUGCAUCCAGGGACAGGCGCUGCGCUCUGGCUUUCACUACUUUUGCUGCCCGCUGUGCCGCAACAGGGAGCAAUUCCUGGCAGAGAUGUUUCACCUGGGCAUCCGGAUCCCUGACAGGGAUGCUGCCUGGGAGGAGGAGGAUGGGGCCUUUGCAGGCCAUUACUUGCGGCACAGCUCCUGUGAUGCCAACCAGUGCCUGUGCCCAGAGGGACGCGAGCAUGUGGAGGUGAAUGGGUGAGUGCCGGUGGCUGCGGUCCCCGCAGCCCCAGCGAGGAGAUGGCGAUGCCUUCGUCUCCUCCUCUGGGCAGGGAUGGAGCUUCCCUGGGAUAUGGGCACGGCACGGCAGGGUGAGUGCCAGCAGCUCAGCCCCAGCUGCCGGCGGGAG
Tyto alba (common barn owl) is the source of this 1199-nucleotide messenger RNA. RefSeq names its product G2/M phase-specific E3 ubiquitin-protein ligase-like. Gene Ontology annotation, cellular component: nucleus. NCBI's taxonomy places the organism in Eukaryota, Metazoa, Chordata, Aves, Strigiformes, Tytonidae. The coding region runs from base 255 to 1052 and encodes 265 amino acids. The transcript is spliced from 5 exons. The record is from RefSeq and is a predicted model, not a curated record.